Petromyzon marinus (sea lamprey) is the source of this 9322-nucleotide messenger RNA. RefSeq names its product serine/threonine-protein kinase MRCK alpha-like. Gene Ontology annotation, biological process: peptidyl-threonine phosphorylation; actomyosin structure organization. Gene Ontology annotation, cellular component: cytoskeleton; cytoplasm. NCBI's taxonomy places the organism in Eukaryota, Metazoa, Chordata, Hyperoartia, Petromyzontiformes, Petromyzontidae. Gene Ontology annotation, molecular function: ATP binding; protein serine/threonine kinase activity. The record is from RefSeq and is a predicted model, not a curated record.
CAUGCGCAGUGGGUGUUUGCCGGCCAUUUUGAGUAAGGCGAGGAGAGGGCGCUGGGCUGUCACUUCGCUCGCUCCCUCCUCCUCUUCCACCGCCGCCGCCGCGAUUACUGCAACAGCAGGCGUCAUUGCACUGCCGCACGUACUCGGUGCGAUUCCUCAUCACCGUCGUCGUUACGCGCCGCUACUCGCGAAGACACAAGACGAGGACAGAAGGAGCGGCGAGACGCCGUGGAUGCGAGGCCGGGCGGCCCGGGGUCGCGUCUCCUCCUCCGCGAGCGGUGGCAGCAGCGGCGAUAACAACAACAGCAGCAGCAGCAAGGGCGAAAGCAGCGCCGAGGACGACGAGGACGACGAGGCUUCACAUAAGCCCGCUCACUUGUAUUUAUAAUCCACAUCUACCUACUGCUGCUGGCGGCGGCGGCGGCACGCGUCGAGCCGCGAGGAGAUGACAUAAAUAACGAGGAAGGGGCGAGGGGAGGCUCCUGGUGUGUGUGUGUGUGUGACCGCCUCUCCUUCACCUUGCCUACCUGGCUGUCUAUACAACGCCUUUCCUCUGCUGGGGCCCGCGCACAGGCCGCCCAAGACAGAGGCGGAGCCGCCUCCCAACUCCUUCCGCGGCUUCGUCUCGACGCCCGCUGUCAAGUGGGUGGUGGUGGCCGGUGUCACCACCGCCGCCACCAUCAUCGACAAACAUUGUCACAUCGUCCUCAACAUCGUCGUCGUUGGUGCCGCGGGGUGGUGGGGGGUGGGGGGAGCCGUGUGAAUGAGCGCGAUGUCGGCCGAGGUGCGCCUGCGGAAGCUGGAGCAGCUGGUGUUGGACGGGCCGCGUCUGCACGAGUGCGCGCUGAGCGUGGAGAGCCUGCUCGACGUGCUCGUGUGCAUGCUGGACGAGUGCAACAAUUCCACGCUGCGGCGCGAGAAGAACGUCGCCGAGUUCCUCGAGUGGGCCAAGCCGUUCACAACCCGUGUCAAAGAGAUGAGGUUGCAUCGGGAAGACUUUGAGAUGCUCAAAGUCAUCGGCAGAGGUGCCUUUGGGGAGGUGGCCGUGGUCAAGCUGAAGAGCUCCGAGAAGGUGUUCGCAAUGAAGAUCCUAAACAAGUGGGAGAUGCUGAAGCGAGCGGAGACGGCGUGCUUUCGGGAAGAGCGGGACGUCCUGGUGCGAGGCGACAGCCAGUGGAUAACUACUCUGCACUACGCCUUCCAGGAUGAGAACUAUCUGUACCUGGUUAUGGAUUACUACGUGGGUGGGGACCUGCUCACGCUGCUCAGCAAGUUUGAGGAUCGUUUACCAGAGGAAAUGGCAAAAUUCUACGUCGCAGAGAUGGUGCUCGCCAUUCACUCCAUUCACGAGCUGAAAUACGUACACAGGGACAUCAAACCAGACAACGUCCUGCUGGACAUGAACGGCCAUAUCCGUCUUGCCGACUUCGGGUCCUGUCUCAAGCUGCUCACGGACGGCACGGUGCAGUCCUCGGUCGCUGUCGGCACGCCCGACUACAUCUCCCCCGAGAUCCUGCAGGCCAUGGAGGAUGGCAAGGGCAAAUACGGGCCGGAGUGCGACUGGUGGUCUCUGGGAGUGUGUAUGUACGAGAUGUUGUUUGGCGAGACUCCCUUCUACGCGGAGUCCCUGGUGGAGACCUACGGCAAGAUCAUGAACCACAAGGAAAGGUUCCAGUUCCCCACCAACUCGGUGGAGGUGUCGGACGAUGGCAAGGACCUCAUCCGCCACCUCAUCUGCAGCCGGGAGCAGCGGUUUGGCCGCAACGGCAUCCAAGACUUCAAGAAUCACCCGUUCUUCGCCGGCAUCGACUGGGACAACAUCCGCAACUGCGAGGCUCCCUACAUCCCCGAAGUCAGCAGCCCCACGGACACCUCAAACUUCGACGUUGACGACGACUACUUGAAAAACACGGAAGCAGUGCCACCGCCGAGCCACACGGCGUUCUCAGGGCUCCACCUGCCUUUCGUGGGCUUCACCUUCACCACAAAAUGCUCUCUGUCAGACCGCGGCAUGCUGAAGAGCGCGGAGGAGAGCAGCUCCAACCCGCCCGAUGGCCUGGUGCAGCGCGGCCUAGAGGACAGCCUGGCGGUGGAGGCCUACGAGCGCCGCAUCAAACGCAUGGAGCAGGAGAAGCAGGAGCUCACGCGCAAGCUGCAGGAAUCAAUGCAAGCCCUCUCAUUCGGCCAGCGGGAGAGCUCUUCGCCAUCGCCAUCCUCCAAGGACACAGAGAUCCGUAAGCUCAAGGAGGAGGUGGAACGGCUCAGGUCCUCCCAGCCAGACUCUCCGCGGCGUGAGCCACUCAACGAGGCCAGCCAGCAGGUGAAGCAGCUCGAGAAGCAGCUGAAGGUCACCCGGCAGGAGAAGGAUGACAUGCACCGGGAGCUGCAGGAGGCGCACGACAGACUCAAGACGCAGACCAAGGAGCUGAAGGAUGCUCACAACCAGCGCAAGGUGGCAAUGGCGGAGUUCUCCGAGAUCAACGAACGCAUGACGGAGCUGCGCUCACAGAAGCAGAAGCUGGCGCGGCAGCUACGUGACAAGGAGGAGGAGGGGGAGGCUGUGCUCCAGCGAGUCGAGGGGCUCAAGCAGGAGGGGCGCAAGGCAGAGAAGGCCCGCAAGGAGCUGGAGGCCCAGGUGGAGGAGUUUCAGGCCGAGGCUUCAAAAGAGCGCAAGCUCCGCGAGCGGAGCGACCAGUACGCCAAGCAGCUGGAGGAGGAGCUGAGCAAGCAAAAGCAGGUGGGGCGGGGAGCGGGCGUAAGCAGCCUGGAGCACCAGCAGGAGAUGACUCGCCUGCGCGCCGAAAAGGACAAGAUGAAGGUGUCGUACGAGGAGGAGUUGUCGAAGCGCGACGCCACGCACGUCACGGAGAUCCGCGGCCUGCGCAAAGAGCUGCAGGAGGCCGAGGCCCAGCAUCUGGUCCUGCAGAAGGAGGUCGCCAUGAUCCGAGACAAGUUGGACAAGGCGCGUCGCGAGAGCCAAAGCGAACAAGACGAGGUGGUGGUGGAGCUCAAGAAUAAGUACGAGAGAGAGCGCAGUCUCCUCACUGCCGAGAACAAGAAGCUCAAUCAGGAAGUGGACCGGCUUGCCGUGGAGGUGGAGCGCCUCUCGGGGAGUCAGCGGCAGCUGGAGGAUGAACUGCGUGACCUGGAAGACAAGAAGCAGUCUGUUGCGCACUGGGAGGCACAGAUCACCGAGAUCAUCCAGUGGGUCAGCGACGAGAAGGACGCCCGCGGCUACCUGCAGGCCCUCGCCACCAAGCUCAAUGAGGACCUCGACUCCUUGCGCAACUCCAGCCUCGGUGCCAAACCCAUGAACACACUGAGCCCUUAUUGCCACAACUACACAGAGUCCGAUGGCGCUAGGCAGGACACGCUGUGGAAGACGAGGCGCAGCCAGAAGGUGGAGAUGUCCGCACGGCUGGAGCUGCAGUCUGCGCUUGACGCGGAGAUCCGUGCCAAGCAGGGCGUGCAGGAGGAGCUCACGCGAAUCAAGGCCACGCACAUGGCCACCGAGGGGAAACUGCAAGAAACUGAGAAGAAGAACAGCAGCCUCAUGGCAGAAUUGGACACCCUUAAGAAAGAAGUGGCCGAGAUGAAAAGGCAACCAGACAAAGGUCUCAAACAACAGGACUCGAGGAACUCCCUUGUGCGAUAUUAUGAAACACCGUCGUCACCGGUUGACAAGGCAGACGAUGCAGAGCUGCGUCCUGGCCCGGUCUCACAGCUGUCGCGCGCCACCUCCCUGCCUGUGCACUCCACGGCUGCACAGGCCAAGCCAAAGGCGCACUCGCUGGUGGUGCGGACAUUCAGCAGCCCCACCAAGUGCAGCCAGUGCAGCUCCCUCAUGUUGGGCCUGGUGCGGCAAGGCUGCGCGUGCGAAGUGUGCGGCUUCUCAUGCCACGUGACGUGUGCCGAGAAGGCACCCCAGGUGUGCCCCAUCCCGGCAGACCAGACACGCCGGCCCCUGGGUAUCGACCCGCAGCGUGGCACCGGCACUGCCUACGAGGGAUACGUGCGGGUGCCGAAGCCAGCGGGCGUCAAGAAGGGCUGGCAGAGGGCGUACGCGGUGGUGUGCGAUCUCAAGCUCGUUUUGUUCGACAUCCCCGAGGGCAAGACGGCGCUGCCAAAUGUGGGGGUCAGCCACGUCAUCGACAUGAGGGAUGAGGAAUUUUCUGUGAGUUCGGUCCUCGCCUCUGACGUGAUCCACGCCAACCGUAAGGACGUGCCCUCCAUCUUCAGGGUGACGGCGACGCAGCUGACGACACCCCGUACGAGGUUAUCGACGCUGAUCCUCGCGGACACCGAGACAGAGAAGGAGCGCUGGGUGGGCGUGCUGAGCGAGCUGCAGAGGCUGCUCAAGCGCAACAAGCUCAAGGAUCGCGCCGUGUACCAGGCGCGCGAGGCCUUUGAGAGCGGCCUGCCCUACAUCAAGACCACCCUGUCCGCCGCCGUCAUCGACCAUGAUAGAAUAGCACUUGGAGCGGAAGAUGGGUUUUAUGUGCUCGAAGUCACCAAUGAUGUGAUCGUGCGCGUGGACGACUGCAAAAAGGUGACGCAGAUCGAGCUGAUCCCGGAGGCGCAGUUGGUGGCCGUGAUCACCGGCCGCAACCGUCAGCUGCGCCUCUACCUGUGGAAGGCGCUCGAGGGCAUGGAGCAUGAGCCCUACAAGGUGCCCGAGGCCAAGAACUGCCAGGCGAUAGCGGCAGGGCGUCCCAGCGGGCUCAGCGCCGCCGGCUCGGCCCUCCUCUGCCUGGCCAUGAAGCGCCAGCUGGUGUGCUACGAGCUGAUGGGCGGUGCUGCGCGCACGCGCCACCGCCGGAUUCGCGAGUACCAGCUGCCCAACGUGGCGCAGUGGCUCGCGGUGCUGUCGGAGGGCAUCUGCGUCGGAUACCAGUCCGGAUUCGCCAUCUACGCCACCGGGGCCGGAGAGGAGGGGUCGGGCCACUGCCUGGUGCAGGCUGAGGACCCCUCGCUGAGCUUCCUGGCGGCGGGCGGUGGCGCUCCAGCAGACGCUCUGUGCUGCGUGGAGAUCGUGGGCGGACCCGGCCCGGCACGCGAGUACCUGCUGUGCUUCUCCUGUGUGGGCAUCUACGUGGACCGGCAGGGCCGCCGCUCGCGCCAGCAGGAACUCAUGUGGCCAGCACCUCCCACUGCGUGCUGUUACAACCCUCCGUACCUGUCGGUGUACAGUGAGAACACAGUCGACAUAUUCAACAUCAUCACCAUGGAGUGGAUACAGACACUGCCGUUGAAAAAGAUAAAGCCACUGAACCCCCAGGGCACCCUGAACCUCCUCCCCUCCGAGCCCGUGCGUCUCAUCUACUUUCAAAACAAGCAAGCAGAGGGCGAGGACCUGCAUGUGCCUGAGACGUCGGACAACAGCCGGAAGCAGCUGAUCCGCAUGCGCAGCCGGAGGCACUUCUCCUACCGCGUGCCGGACGACGAGAAGAUCUCCUUGAGGGAGAUGAUUAUACGGGACCCAGAGCUGCGCUCCAAGCUCAUCUCCGGUCCCACCAACUUCAACCACGUGGCGCACAUGGGCCCCGGCGACGGCAUGCAGAUGCUCAUGGACCUGCCCGUGCGCUCGUCGACGAUCCACGAGGAGCACCCGCAGGAGCGACCCCGCCCCGCCAUCUCGGGCUCCUCCAGCAUGGCAGCCAUGCCGCGGCACUCGCACGCCGGCCUCUCCACCAGCCCCAGCUCGCUGGCCCAGAACGGCAGCGCAGGGCGGAGGGAGGCGGGCGGCGCAACAGGCGGUGCCGGCCUGGGCAGUUCCGGUAGUGGGGGCUCCGGCAGCAAGAAGUGGCCCGUGGCGUCGCCUUCGGACGGGUCGCUCUCGUCGGGCGGCCCCGACCAGCACAGCGAGGGCCACGGGCCCCGUGCUGACUCGGAGUUUGAGCGCGAGGACUCGGACUCUCCACGCCACUCCACGGCCUCCAACAGCUCCAACCUCAGCAGCCCGCCUAGCCCGCUGUCUCCACCGCGCAACCAAGGUGGAGGCAGCAGCGGCGGCGCUGGUGGCGGUGGUUUGGGCGGCCACUCCCCGUGGGACCUUUGAGUCUGGGCACGCGCGACGUCCAACGGUGUUGGUCGCAUGCCCGCGCCAUUCCUCCUCGAUCGCCCCCGAUGGUGACGACUGCAACGACGAGGACAAGACGUGGGGGGGGGGGGGGGGGGGGGGGGUGUGCCGAAAACCGGUGCUGGGAGUGUUGGGGGGGUGGAGGGGGGUCCCAGCCACGUUUGUCUUUUGCCUGAAGGGAGCCCCGCCAGGUGACCCCGCCCCUCCGCGUGCCCCCCCCCCUCCCCGCAGCCUGCGUGGGAGCGAUGGAACGUCGUGUUCCUGUGGGGCCCCGGGGCUGCACGCGCCAGCUGCCCCACACCGCUGCCUGUGAAGGGACCCCGGGCCCACGCACGCACUCACACUCGUUUUCUAUUCCUCUCUGUGUUGCUGCCCUCUCCCAACCCGGGGCUCCUGUGCCUGUCUACGGGAGACAAGGGGAGGGGGCAGCUGGGAGUGUUGAAGAGAGUUUCGUUAUAAAUACCGAUAAUAUAAUAACUAUAAUUACAGUAAUUACCGAUUUAAAGAAAAAAAAUUAAGAAACAAAAAAAUUAACUUAAAAUUGUCCUGAAUUUUGUUCCACUUUCAGAACAUGUAGAGUUGUUUAACCCCGAGCCGUUGCUGCUACGUGCGGUCACCCGUCGUAUUCAGCGGCUCCAGGAGACUCCAAGCAGGUGGACUUAGGACGUCCCGUGCAUAUCACGGCUGUCCCGUGUCCACACUGCCUCCGUGAUCCGACCACUAAGGCCACGGGCCAUUGGCACUGCAGAACCUCUCCUGUGAGAGGCACGAGGGCGCUUGGCAAGCGGCGAAGCUCGGCGCUGCGCCACGCUCGUCCCCCCCCCCCUCCCGCGUCGUCCCUAUUGGGAACAGAGCGCCGGCAAACCGGCGCGGGGGGGGGGGCCUUGUACUGUUUGGGUGGGGGUGGGGGGGUUUGUUAAACGUUUUUUCCUGCGACCAGCAAUCGCUUUGUGGUGGCUGCCUCUGACAGCAUAUGCAGUCUCCCGGAGUCUUCUUCACAGCCCCCACUUUUUGCAGCGGGAGGCGCCCGGGGACAAGGGUGGUGGGGUCAAAACCAGCAGCACCGUGGAACUAGAAAACACUACAGCGUUGCGCAUUCUUGUCGACCCAACACAACGGCAAACGCGCGUGUCGCGCUUGUUUAUUUCUGUAAGAUAUUUCUGAUCACAGACUUGCGCGUGUCUUUUUUUUCACGUGGUUAUUUUCGCUGGAAACAUGCAGGUGUUUUUUUUCCUUUCACGUUUUUAAUAUUUUGUCGUCGUUGCCGAAGUGGUGCAGACACAGCAGGGGGGGGGGGGACCGUUACCUCGUGGUGUUGGUGGGGUGCAGAGAGAGAUUUUUUUUUUUCGACCGGGAACAGUGCGCUGUGCGCCAGCAACGUGCGGGUUGGUUGCGAAGGGGGGGUCUGUGCCGUGGAGCCAGCGCGCGCACGGGGGAUUGUGGACCAUGUCAAGGUUGCAAAAAGUGAUUCCUAAGUUCGCCUGCUCGGCGUUCAGAGCACCCGUCUACUACUGUUUUUAGCCGUCGCCAGAACAGAAGCUGCUCCAAUGUUAUUACCUAUCGCCCGUUGUAGCAUUCGUUUUAUUUCCCUCACUCUAGACAGUGACCAAGGCAUAGUCGAGCUUGCAAAGGGGGGGGGGGGCUGUGGUAGACGCCGAUUGAAAAAUGCUUUAUUUUGAAAUUUCAGUGUCGACGGGUGGGUGUGAUGAGCGAGUGGAAACAUCAACCCUGUGAACUGUGCGCUCUUUCGAGUGUGAGAAUAUGUACUUGUGUACGCGAGUGUGAGAGUGUGAAUACGAGUGCGCGCGCGUUUAAGUGCAUGUUUGUUCUUUGCCGUCGUUGGGAAUAAUUACGGCGGCCAAUCAAUCAAAAAAUUAAGACAAAAAUUGUCAUCCAUGUGUUAGCUUCAUCUGGUUUCUGGGUCUCAGGUUAUCUGCAUACUGUAGAUAGAUAUGUUUUAUUUUCUGGCUUGCCAAGCAGUCCUUGUUUUGAGGGGGGGGUGGGGGGGGGUAAUGACGUGUUACGCAUGUGUGUCCAAUAUCAUCUCUCACCUGCGACUUCCGAUUACUUUUUCGGUCCAAACGUGCACUGGCCCAGCUGUAUAAUCUUCACCACGCUCCCCGUGGGUGCGUCAUAGCUCUCCGUGCUGCCCAAGUCGCUGUAAAUGUUUCAAUUGUUUUGGAUGGUGUGCAGAUGUGGGUGGCGGUGGGUGGGUGGGGGGGGGUCACCCUCGCGAUGUGGGAGAAGGCCUCGCACUCUCGUAACGCGCAUUUGUCGUCAUGGCAAAUCCGCCGCGCGACUGUCUUCGUCACGGGGGCCCCCCCCAUGUGGGAUCUCGUCGCGUUGCCAAGCCGAGGCCAAUUUCACGGUCGCCUCCAUCGCCCGGAGCUAUGGCAUCCACGAGUCGGGCAUCGGGCCACACUACAAAACAGCCCUGGGUGGACGUGAUAUCCCAUCGGAAGGAGCCAACCAUGUGGCCCCGAAGGCCAUUUGCUCACUCUCCACCGAGCAGCUCAAUGCACUGCGCCUUUCAUCGCAGAUGCACCCGAAAGCUCGCUCGUUUGCUCACUCCCUCCUCUUUGCCAUAGAGGGCCUGGGCCCCACGAGGCCGCUGAGGGGCCCAGGUGCUCGCCAGUGAGGUCCCAUCCCCUGGCUGCUGGGCCCAACACGGUUUUAGGGCGGGGGGGGGGGGGGAGUGGAGUGGUUGCGUUACAUCUUCUGUGGGGCGAGAGGGGUGGGCAUGUGAAAGCAGCUGCCACGGGGACUCUGUGGGCAGUGAUUUCAGUGCCAGUAUUUGUUGCCUUUUUGUAAGCGAAUUAAUUGACACAAAGUACCCGCAACAGAUGACGACACCGUGUUCCCCAUGGCUUGCUAGCUUUGUUAUUUCGUUUUUGUUUUGCGUCUGUAAGAAUGUUGUACAGUUUUGCAUGAUAACGUGGGUGUAUUUUUUUUAACAUCAAAGCCACGCGGCAUAGAGAAGAACGUUCGCUUGUAUUAAUGUUCGGAGGAAAAAAAAAAAUCACACCUUGGUUUUUAAAUGAAAUUUGCUGUAAGAAAUAUAAACUUUAAAUUGUGCUGGGGCUUUUUUUUUCUUUAUUUUGCACACGAAUAUUUAUAGAGGGGUUAGUGCAUCGACAGCAGCAGGUUAAGAACACUUCGUAAUAAUGUUUGACACAAACAUGAUAUCUUAUAUUAACCAAACCUUAAAACAUUGCAAAAUAAACAUAAAAAUCGACGACCCGC